Molecule: messenger RNA, 1377 nt
Organism: Heterobasidion irregulare TC 32-1
Lineage: Eukaryota; Fungi; Basidiomycota; Agaricomycetes; Russulales; Bondarzewiaceae
Exons: 4
Coding region: 34-1281 (415 amino acids)
Biological process (GO): protein dephosphorylation
Molecular function (GO): protein serine/threonine phosphatase activity
Source: RefSeq, a predicted model, not a curated record
CGUUUGAAGCUCAAGCGGGCCACUCUGGGUAUCAUGUCGACUCUUGAUGACCUUCGUGGAGAACUUGCCGCAAUCUAUGCAGAUAGCAAGAUAGACACUUUGGGAAUCCACACCGUCACAUUCCAACCACUUCGAUCCCGCAUCAGCGAAGAUCGUUUGGUGACGGAAGAAUGGAACAUACUGGGACAGCAGUGGCUCUUUCUGGCAGUCCUAGAUGGUCACGGAGGAACUGCCGCAGUCCAGCAUGCAGCAAACAUAUUGCCAGCACGUAUCCGCACAGCGCUGCAUCUCCUCAUUCAGCACCAUUUACGAGGACGACUAGACCGCAAUAAUUCUGGGAAUGGUACACUUGUUUCUAUGAUGCUACGAGAAGAAAUAGAGAAAUUCGACAGAAGUAUAGGCGAAGCUGUGAAGAGCAUAUGUCCCAAGCCGUAUCGUCUUACGGAGGAUGCUGCUCGGGCAUUGAUCCAAGAACACAUGGAAGUCUUGCAACGUGCUCACAGUGGUACGACCCUUGCCGCUGUCCUGGUGAACGUCAGUGAACAGCUUAUGUGGGCUGUGGGUGUUGGCGACUCCACCGUUGCACUUAGUACACUAGGCACUAACGGAAAGCGCAGUUUUGAGCGACUGGUUGACCUGCAUUCUCCGAAGAAUCCUUUGGAGUACUUUCGGGUGGCCAUGGCACAUCCGGCGACUGAAAAAGAGGUAUUGAUCGAGGACCGGCUACUAGGUUCCCUUGCCAUGACAAGAGCCAUCGGGAAUUUCAAGCUCAAGUUCCAUCACACAUAUUUGAGCCACCUUCUCCGUUUUGUUCCCACUACUUCAAAGAAACCUCCCGAAAAAGUGAUCCCGCGGAUCAUAACACCGCCUUACCUGAUCGUGGAACCAUCAGUGCGCUUUAUUGACCUGCAGCUUUACAGGACAGCCGAGCCUAUCGUCAUGCUAUACUCUGACGGUGUCGACUGUCUCGUUGAUGGAUAUUCCAACUUCAGCCCAGAUAUGUGCAGAAAAUCAAAUCCUUGUCAGGUCGUUACCGCUCUUCUCCAAGACAGUGUCGAUCCAUUUGUCGAGGAGGCGCUUGAACACAAGGUGGAAUUGCGAUGGACUGGUCCAAAUGGAAAUAAGGCUGUUGAUGUUCUCGGCAACCUCGUGGGAGGUACGAAUGUGGAUAAAUUGAAGAUGGUAAUGGAUCAGGAGAUCUUGGCUGAUAGAACUGAACAGUCCGGUUUCUAUAUUGACGACGUUUCCAUCAUUAUUUUCGAAGUGUCCAAAACAUCCUGACGUAGCCGUUCCAAUUAGUACUGAUGUACUUACUACAGGUUUUUUUACAGUGUUCUCAACUCCCAAACUUGCUUCUAUCUAUUUUUUUUGUGCGGG